AACGGGAACAAAACUGGUAAACAGGGUGUACCAUCACUUGGCAUUUGGUAUUUUUUGGCGCAUUUUGUGUUGGUGCUUGUGUCGAAAAAUAAAGGCAAAAAUUCGCAAUGUCGACGCUGGAAUUGUGCGAAAAGUACUUUGGGACGCGCGAUGUGUACCAGCUGAUGGGCCUGGCCAAGGGCGCCGCCGAGAAGGAGGUGAAGAAGGCCUACCACAAGCUUUCGCUGCUGGUUCACCCCGAUCGAGUGCCGGAGGAGCAGAAGGCGGAGUCGACCGAGAAGUUCAAGGUCCUGUCGAAGCUCUACCAGGUGCUCACCGACACCCAGAAGCGGGCGCUGUACGACGAACAGGGCGUGAUCGAUGACGACGACGAGGCGGAGUCCAAGCUGUCCUCGUGGCUGGACCUCUGGAGCAAGAUCUUCAAGCCCAUCUCCGAGGAGGACAUCAACAACUACGAGAAGGAGUAUGUGGACUCUGAGCUGGAGCGCACGGACGUGAAGAAGGCCUAUUUGGGGGGGAAGGGGUGCAUCAACUACCUGAUGAAUCACGUGCCCUUCAUGAAGGUGGAGGACGAGCCGCGCAUCCAGAAGAUCGUCCAGGAAAUGAUCGCCAGCGGCGAUGUGCCCGAGUUCAAGAUCUUCACCGAGGAGCCGGCGGCGAAGCGCAAGAAGCGCCACCAGAAGUACGCCCGCGAAUUCAAGGAGGCCAAGGUCAUAAAGGAGCGUCUGAAGCGCCGCCAGAAGGAGAAGGACGACCAGGAGCUGGCCGACAAUGGCGGCGAUCUGCAGCAGAUGAUUUUGGCGCGUCGCAAUCAGCGCGAGUCGAACUUUGGCUCCUUGAUGGACCGCCUGAUGAAGAAGUACGGCAACGAGGACGACUCCGAUACCGUCGACUUCAGCGCCUUCGAGAAGAAGAAAAAGAAGUCCAAGAAGCCCGCCAAGCAGGAGCCCAAACAGAAGCUCAAUGGAGUCAAGACUGGCCGGGUGGAGAAGACCAAGAAUUAGGGUUUUCUUCCGCUCCUUACUCGUACUCUCUUAAAUUUAUUGUCUUAAAAGUAUGCCUAGUUUAGACUUAGUUACUCAUACAUAUUAUCCAUGUACGUAUAUUUCACAUUUCUGUAAAAUUCAUAGUAAAUUGGGCG
Molecule: messenger RNA, 1141 nt
Organism: Drosophila takahashii
Lineage: Eukaryota; Metazoa; Arthropoda; Insecta; Diptera; Drosophilidae
Product: J domain-containing protein CG6693
Cellular component (GO): cytoplasm; nucleus
Molecular function (GO): heat shock protein binding
Source: RefSeq, a predicted model, not a curated record